UCUUCGGAUUAUCUUUCGAGCAAGCACACACACUCUCACUCGAAGCGAGAAUGUUACUGGAACAUUCUUAUGAAGCAAUAAUCGAUGCAGGAAUCAAUCCAAAACAAUUACAAAAAAAAAAUACUGCUGUGAUCAUAGGAGCAUUUUUUAUUGAAUCGCAAAAGAAAUUUUUAUAUGAGAAUCUUAAGUUAGGAGGUCACAAUAUUAUUGGAUGUAGCAAAUCUACAAUAGCAAACAUAAUUUCAUACCACUUCGAUCUGAAAGGGCCAUCAUACGUUGUCGACACAGGAUGCA
Wasmannia auropunctata (little fire ant) is the source of this 294-nucleotide messenger RNA. RefSeq names its product fatty acid synthase-like. The record is from RefSeq and is a predicted model, not a curated record. Gene Ontology annotation, molecular function: fatty acid synthase activity. The annotation marks the transcript as partial. Gene Ontology annotation, biological process: fatty acid biosynthetic process. The transcript is spliced from 2 exons. Lineage: Eukaryota; Metazoa; Arthropoda; Insecta; Hymenoptera; Formicidae.